GUGCGUGCAUUGAGGUGCGCCUGCCAGCGUGCGAGAGAGAGUGUGCGAGAGAGAGAGAGCGGGGCAAGCUGGAGAGAGAGAGCGAGCGAGAGAGAGAGAGACAGAGAGCGAGAGAGAGACAGAGAGCCAGCACGACAGCGAGACGGGACGAGCACUGCUGCGUGGAAAGCGUUAACGCUGCCCGACCGCUCAGCACCACGGACAGCGCCCGGUCGCUCAGGCUGUUGCUGUACCGUUCUUAGGCUGCUGCUGCUGCUGCUGUGUAUGGUAACACAGCAUCCUCAUCCUGCUGCCGCUGCUGCUGCUCCUCGUCCCGUUCGCCUUCAGCGUCGUUUGGAAGCUGCUUCUUAGGCAAGAGAAGAGUUUGCAUCACUUGCAAUAGCAUUGUAGGCGAGGAAAACUAUAUUUUGCUAUUUUGUUGUGGUGUGUUUGUGGUGUGUGGUUUUUUCUUCUUCUAUCCCCUCCUUCAAAUUGGAUUUUGUCGGUUGGCUUUUUGUGCUGCGUAUUUGGGGAGAGCCGUGGCUCCGAGAGGUUGUGCCGAAGCGGACUGCCUCCUGCUGACCGUAACCGCCGCCGCUUUCUGCACCCGGCUAAAAUCCGACGUCGCUCAACGCAACUGCAGAUCCCUAAGCCUAAUUAGUACGACCGCAGCAGGAGUAGUAGGAGUAAUACUACGUAUUAUUAUUAUUAUCGGUAGUAUGUUGGUAAAACAUUCCUAGCACUUCCAAGUGAACAGACUCUUCCUCGGUGCAAAUGGCUAGCGCCGUCGAUUAUUUCGAAGAAAUAUUUCACUGACUAAGAUACUUUGCUUGCUAAGGCGAAAAUAUCGUCCGGUGAUUCUGAGCGGAGUUGGAUAUGAUUAUAAUUAUUAUCACUAUCCGAGUAUUUUUUUAAGAAUUGAAUUAACUAUUUUGCUCGCCCUACGAUCGUUCAAUCGUGCAGGCAUCGCGGGUUGCUCCGAUCGCAUCUAUUCGCGUUUGGAUCCGCUGUACCGCUUCUUCAUUCACCACACAAGGAGGACUCUAACACCGCCAAGUCUCUCUCUGACGCGCAUACGUGUCCAUUGAAGGCACGGUUGGCGACGUACGGUGUGAAAGAAGUUCAACAUACAUACAAAGGACGCCUUUCGCUCAAUCACACAACUGCUCCUGUUCCUACCACCACGACCACAACUACGAGACUCAACACCGGGCGUGAGUGAGUGAGCGCAGAGGAGAAAGGAAAAGAGAGCCGAAGAGAGGGGGGGGGGCGGGUGUUGUUGGGGGGGGGGUGUUCGAUUUGCACCGCGGUUGCAUCCCUCCCCUACGUCUGCGCUACGUGGAUGGGAGCCGCACCACUGCGUUUGAAGCCCAUGGCAGAAGCGCUCUGCACCUCCUCGUAAGAAAGAGCCCGCCUCGCGCGUCGGCCGAGUCCCGUGAGUAGUCGCGUGCGGAGUGCGCUGUGGUGGCGUGCGCGCCCGCACUCCCCGCUACAUGUCCACGCGCCUGCGCUGCCAGGGCACGCUGCUGGUGGCACGCGAACAGCAGCAGCAGCAGCCGUCGUCGUCGCUGGCGAGAAGCCUUCGAGCCACCCCGAGUCGUCUCUGCGGUGGAGGAACCCGCGACGCGGCGUCCUUCGAGGAUGGGAGGGCCGUCGAUGGGCAAGCGGAGGCCGUUCACCGACGCCUUGCUCCUCUCUCUGCUCGGGUUGAUCUGCCUGCAGCUUGCGCCAGCGUCCGCGCGGGUCCGAGCUCCAACAGGGCCGAUGCGAAUGGGCACGUGCGAGGUUCUGAAAGCGCACCGCUGCUGCAACAAGAACAAGAUCGAGGAGCGCUCGCAGACGGUCAAGUGCUCGUGCCUGCCCGGCCAGGUGGCCGGCACCACGCGCACGCGCCCGGGCUGCGUCGACGCGUACAUCGUGAUGGAGAAGUGGUGGUGUCACAUGCAGCCGUGCAACGACGGGGAGGAGUGCAAGGUGCUUCCGGACCGCACCGGCUGGAGCUGCUCCUCCGGCAACAAAGUGAAAACCACCAAGGUCACCCAAUAGUGGUCAAGAAGUGGAUGAGAGGAUGAUGAGCGGGACUCAUAAUUCUCGGACAAAUCCCGCUGGGGGUGGAGGAGGGGGGGGUGGUGCAAUCGCACGUGACGUCGGGAGCAGAGGCGACGACGCGGAGCGGUUGGAGGGCGAACGCAGCGGGAGACGCGGGGACUCUUUGGGAGGUCACAGUAGCGGCAGCGGCGGCGGGCAGCGGCGGCAGCAGCGACGACGGCGCAGACGGGAGCGACCCUGAGAUGGCAACGCGCGGAUGUGUCCCCCGUGAAUAUCGGGAGUGGAAAUAUUUCCGAGUGUCACGAGAACUUGUGCGUGUGAUCCUAAACUGAGAAGACUUGCCUUGGCGUCGGCCUGCAACGAAUACGUGUUCAACAAUGCACGAUAUUACAUUUCAGCCGGAAUGUUCGACGACGCCACAAGUGAUUUUUUUUAAAUUUAGUUUUUUUCCCCUGCAAAGAAAUUAUUGAAUCGUUUUUUUUUUUUGGAAUCCGUUUAAAGAAAAAAUCACGUUCAGCUUACUUUUAUUUUGUUCGUCUGCACAUUGGGCUGUCUUCAACUUCGUAUUCGUUUUUGCGGCAAGCUUCAGGAUGUUUGCUUUGGGUGAGACGUUUCUCCGGACAAAACGCUAUGAAAUGUAAGAAGAGGGGGGGGGGGGAACUACGUGAAAAACGAAAGAAAUACGUACAAAGUGCAUAGGAUUGAAAUGUCACAAUUUUUUGUUUGUUUUUAAUAAUCAUGUAGAAUAGUAGAAAUUUAAAUAAAUACUGCUGCUUUGGCAUUAUUAUUCAAUUUAGCUUUUUCAGGUUUAGCGGACUGGAAAUGUGUACCCAUUUGGAUACGGGGGAAGUUCCGCUUACAAAAGUGAAGAUGUGUUAAGUGAUAUUUAUUUUUUAUGGUAAUAAUUACCAAUAACGGGCAAUUAAAACAUGCAGUAUGGUCAUGGGAAUUCUGAGUCAAAUAUUAGAUACGUUUCAAAUGUUUUAAUGAGUAUAUCUGGAGCUUGACUAGUGAUGAAAACAUUGCAUUUAAGUUAUUAUCUGCAAUGUAUGGUAGAAAGAUUAAGUUUAAUUGCCAUUGCAGUGGUUGUACAUUUGUCGUUGAAGACUAUGGAUGCUUUCUAAAAUUCGAGUAAUUUAGUUUGUAAAAUUAAAACCUACGAGCGAUCUCAUAUAAUUGGGCAACGAUUAUUUUCCAGAUAAAAGGCGAAUUUAAAUCUCCAACCAGCUGUUAAUUUCGAAGUUACGUACAAUUUAAUUUUCUGCAAGUUGUGUGACAAGGCUAUAUGGAAAGGCAAAACAAGCUGGCGAAAUGAAUAUCAAUAUCUUACACUCGUCAUACUUGUGCUCAUUUUAUAAUUAAUGCCAAAAUCUUUACAUUAAGAUAUAUAACGAAUAAACUACAUAUGUUAGUUAUCGUUUCAGCCAGGCAUUGAAUGGACGUUCUUUGUUAGAACAGAAAAGUUCCGUCGCGCCUGAGAAAAGGUUAUUAUGAUUAUUAUCUUCAAAUUGUUCUUGUAAAUAUCAUACCCAUUAAAGGAAUCUCAAAAGCA
Molecule: messenger RNA, 3580 nt
Organism: Lethenteron reissneri (Far Eastern brook lamprey)
Lineage: Eukaryota; Metazoa; Chordata; Hyperoartia; Petromyzontiformes; Petromyzontidae
Product: chemokine-like protein TAFA-2
Molecular function (GO): receptor ligand activity
Source: RefSeq, a predicted model, not a curated record